AUGCCUGCCGUCACUGCAAUGACCUCCGUCCCCAGUGACCCAUACGAGUUGCUGCAUUGGAACAUGAUACUAGCUCAUCAGACGUACGAGAAGGGCUACGAGAAUAUUGUAUGCCUCCUGGGAAACCCUCCCAAAGACGACUUGAAGAAUUUCUUGGGCUACUGCGAAGCAUGGGGUUAUUCUGUCGUGCAUCAUCACGAUAUAGAGGAAGCAACUAUCUUUCCAGUCUUGAGCAGAAAGAUGGACUUCUCCCACGAGAAAGAACAGCACCAAGAGCUGCACGCGUUCCUGGACAAAUUCCUGGAGAUCAUCAAGGCGGCCCAGGCCGAUCACACCAAGUUCAACGCGCCGCAGCUCAAAAAGCUCAUGGAGUCCGCCAAGGACGUGAUGUUUGUACACUUCGACGAGGAACUCGUGCAUAUAGAGGCAACGAAGCUGAAAGAAGCAGGCUUCACUGAGCACGAGUGCACGGGUAUGAUCGACGAGAUGGAGAAACACGCGAAGGGUAGCGGCGACCCCUUCCUCAUCGCUCCCUAUAUGCUCAGCCACACAGCGCCCGAGUACAAGAACAUCUGGCCUUCAAUGGCAUGGGUACUGCGAAAGGUCGCAGUGCCUUACGUGUUGGCAGUUAGGCACACCGGGUAA
Molecule: messenger RNA, 645 nt
Organism: Trametes versicolor FP-101664 SS1
Lineage: Eukaryota; Fungi; Basidiomycota; Agaricomycetes; Polyporales; Polyporaceae
Exons: 5
Coding region: 1-645 (214 amino acids)
Source: RefSeq, a predicted model, not a curated record